UCGACGGGGAAGGUAUGGCGCUCGGAGUGUUGUGGUUCAUCGCCAACCUGUUUAGUUUAGUUCAUUUAUCACCGUUCAUUUUACCCGCAGAGGAAUAUCAAUUCAAACAGUGGACGUUACAGUACAACAACGUUUAUGACGCCGAGGAGUAUUACCACCGGCUUCGCAUAUUCACUGAGAAUAAGAGGGAAAUUGAUCAUCAUAAUGCUGGGAAUCACUCGUUCACAAUGGGCUUGAAUCAGUUCUCAGACAUGACAUUUGAGGAAUUCAGGAAAUCAUUUCUUUUGACAGAGCCUCAGAACUGCUCAGCUACUAAAGGGGGUCAUUUCAGCAGGGCUGGUCCUUAUCCUGAGUCCGUAGACUGGAGGAUGAAGGGCAACGUUGUCACUCCCGUGAAGAACCAGGGUCCCUGUGGAAGCUGUUGGACCUUCUCCACUACCGGCUGUUUGGAGUCAGUGACUGCUAUCGCUACCGGGAAGCUAAUACCUCUGUCUGAGCAGCAGCUGAUAGAUUGUGCCGAAGACUUCAACAAUCAUGGAUGCAUGGGUGGCCUCCCCAGCCAGGCAUUUGAGUACAUCAAAUACAACAACGGCCUUAUGACAGAGGAGGACUAUCCCUACAAAGGACAUGAUGACACUUGCCAUUUUGAGCCUGCACUUGCAGCUGCUUUUGUCCUGGAUGUUAUCAACAUAACAAGUUGUGAUGAAAAGGCCAUGGUUGAUGCUGUGGCCCGGCUCAACCCUGUGUCCUUUGGCUUUGAGGUUGUGGCUGACUUUAUGCACUACAAAGAAGGUGUUUACACCAGCACCCAGUGUAAGAACACAGCAGACAUGGUGAAUCAUGCGGUCCUGGCUGUGGGUUACGGUGCUGAAGAGACCGGCACGCCGUAUUGGAUUGUGAAGAACUCUUGGAGCACCGGUUGGGGAAUGGACGGAUAUUUUAUGAUCGAGCGAGGAAAAAACAUGUGCGGACUUGCUGCAUGCGCUUCCUACCCUCUACCUUUAGCUUGAGGACUAAAAUAGCAACUAAGUGGAGGAAUGAUAAGACUCAGGAAAAUGUAACCCAGAGACAACAUACAUGGAGUGAGCGGGAUGGAAAAUCAGUGCUUUCAUGCUCAUUAUGUACAUGUCAUGUAAACUAUUGUGUCACACUCUCAACUUUGCUGUGUGGUUUAUUUGCUUUUACUUAUUUAAAGAUUGGAAGUUUUCAUCUAAUAUCUUUAGAUGAUAUAAAAGUUUGCCUGUACUGGUGCUUGCACCAUGCAGUACUUUUUUUAAGGAACGGCAGUGGGGGGGAAAAAAACAGGAGAAGCAACCAUCUUACCAACAUUAUCAGUAAUGUGACAUGCAUGGUGUUAUGCUGAGACAUAGCAUUCCUGUAGAUCAAUGAUAUCAUGUUAUGGCAGAUCUUACACGGGCAAUUUAAUACAUUUUUCAGUGAAAGGCCACUUUAUGGCCCCAUAAAGACAAAAUCAUGUGUGAAAAUAUCUCUUCAAAGACAAGGACAAGCUGCUUCCUUGACCUCCACAGUUCUUCUCUGACCUCAUUAGCUAACUUGAUAGAUGGUCAUGCACAAAAUGCACAUUAAGGAGUCAGCAACUGUUUGUUUCCAUUUCUACAUGUUUUAUUAAUAAAGAAUUC
Messenger RNA from Anoplopoma fimbria (sablefish), 1640 nucleotides. Its product is annotated as pro-cathepsin H-like. Gene Ontology annotation, cellular component: lysosome. The transcript is spliced from 12 exons. Gene Ontology annotation, biological process: immune response. NCBI's taxonomy places the organism in Eukaryota, Metazoa, Chordata, Actinopteri, Perciformes, Anoplopomatidae. Bases 15 to 1010 code for a protein of 331 amino acids. Gene Ontology annotation, molecular function: cysteine-type endopeptidase activity. The record is from RefSeq and is a predicted model, not a curated record.